Arabidopsis lyrata subsp. lyrata is the source of this 419-nucleotide messenger RNA. Its product is annotated as protein RALF-like 20. The transcript has a single exon. Lineage: Eukaryota; Viridiplantae; Streptophyta; Magnoliopsida; Brassicales; Brassicaceae. The record is from RefSeq and is a predicted model, not a curated record. Bases 201 to 419 code for a protein of 72 amino acids.
CAUUUCGAUCAUUUUCACUAUUUUUACACAAAAUUAAUAAGUAUGGUUUACCAAACAAUUCGCAAACUCGAUAAAACAUUAAAUGGUUACAAAUAACUAAACUCAUUCAAAACAUUCUUUAUUUAGCAACAAAUCCACACUAUCUAUUAGUGUAAAUGUUCAAUGAAAAAAAAAGAAGUAAAACAAUUAUCCAAUAAAAAAUGGUUAUAUCCAAAAAAACAAUUAUGCAAUCAUUCGCUCUUAUAAUUAUUAUAUCUAUCGUCAUGAGCACAACAGAAGCAAAAACCAUAGGCAAUCCAGCUAUGCGAGAAGAUGAACCUAAAGGUUGUGCCCCUGGGUCCCCAUCAGGUUGCAAAAUGCAACCGGCUAAUCCAUAUAAACCAGGUUGCGAAGCUAGUCAAAGAUGCCGUGGUGGUUGA